Poecilia reticulata (guppy) is the source of this 4804-nucleotide messenger RNA. It is a transcript of the gene rnf166, whose product is annotated as ring finger protein 166. Gene Ontology annotation, molecular function: ubiquitin protein ligase activity. Gene Ontology annotation, biological process: protein polyubiquitination; ubiquitin-dependent protein catabolic process. Lineage: Eukaryota; Metazoa; Chordata; Actinopteri; Cyprinodontiformes; Poeciliidae. The record is from RefSeq and is a predicted model, not a curated record.
CCGCCAGCGCUGAUCUCACAGCCAUCUGGAUGCAGCAUUCCGUGCGAUCCACACGUUUGUGGGUCUAGGGUUUUAAUUGAGGUCAAGCAUCACAGCGUCGUGCUUUCAGUCGCCAGAGAGCGCUGCUUCCAAUGUUUACUACUCUGGCAUGUCUUCUCCAGCCAGGGGGAAGUAAAGCUGAACAACAGAGGAGACAUUUCUGUAUUUUAUUUUUUGUUUCUUAGCAAAAGCCGUAGUAGAGGGACCCCUUUUCCCCCUCCGCUGUACGGAAUAUGCACUAGCUAGUUUGAACUGUUAGUCCCGGGUGAAGCUUUUGUCGACAACUGCGGCUCCUCUUCGACUCCAUGAUGGCGAUGUUUCGGAGCUUUGUGUCGGCGAGCACCCAGUUUCGUCAGCAGCAGCAGUCCAGCAGCGGCCCCGGCCCGCUGGCAGCCCCCCCUGAGGGCGUAGAGAGCCAGUUCUCCUGUCCCAUCUGUUUAGAGGUUUACCACAAACCCGUCAGCAUCGCCAGCUGCGGACACACGUUCUGUGGGGAAUGUCUGCAGCCAUGUCUUCAGGUGGCCUCGCCCCUCUGCCCUCUUUGUCGUGUGCCCUUCGAUCCCAAAAAAGUGGAGCGCUCCUCCAAUGUGGAGAAACAGUUGGCCUCCUACAAAGCCCCCUGCAGGGGCUGCAGCAAAAAGGUGUCUCUGGUAAAGAUGAGGUCCCACAUUUCCUCGUGUUCCAAAGUACAAGAGCAGAUAGCCAACUGUCCCAAGUUUGUCCCUGUGGUUCCCACAUCCCAACCUAUACCAAGCAAUAUUCCAAACCGGUCGACAUUUGUAUGUCCGUUCUGUGGGGCCAGAAACUUGGACCAGCAGGAAUUGGUGAAGCACUGUAUGGAAAACCACCGCAAUGAUCCCAACAAAGUGGUGUGCCCGGUGUGUUCAGCCAUGCCAUGGGGAGACCCCACCUAUAAGAGCUCCAACUUUCUGCAGCAUCUUCUUCACAGACAUAAGUUCUCAUACGACACCUUUGUUGAUUACAGCAUUGAUGAAGAGGCAGCCCUUCAGGCGGCUCUGGCACUAUCACUGGCUGAAAACUGACCUCAGACCCUGCUCUGUCCUCCCCACUCCUCUGCUGUUCUUCCAUGGGUCAGAACCUCUCAGAUGUCACAUGGACUUACCUGACUCGACUGUAUGAUAAAAUUGCAGCCAACUUUAAAUAAUAACCUCACUUCUUUCUCUUGGUAUAGCAGAGCACUUUCAUUUUAUUCCAAAACAAAAGCAGCGUGACCAAUCCUCACUGCGCCAUACGGAUUUAACGUUUUUUGAGGACAGGCUGGACUGUAGGUCCGGAGUGGAUCCAAUUACCACCCAGGAAAAACUCAGACACCUUGACCGUUGCAAACCCUCCCUCCCCCCAUCUACAAUUUGGAAGCAGUUCAUCAGAUCCCAUUUGGGCCACUGCAGCAUGAAGGGCUAUCUCCUUUGAAAAAGUCUCAUCUGUUUGUUUGUUGAAACCUGCUGCUGACUCUUAAGGCCUCAUCCGUGGUCCAGCUCCCUGACCACAUGCACCGAUCCACCAAGGUAGACACUGUGAGUAACCUGCCCUCAGUUUUCUGCUUCUGCACUGACCAGGACGGAACCUUUGGCUGCCCAUCAGCAAGAACUAACGAGCAUCUGCACAAAUCCACACAUCUCCUCAGAGACAAAACACUGGAGGUGAUUCUUCAGUAGCAUUGUCAGGCUGCAGUGGAUCAUGCACACAAAAACGGAACUUUUUAUGUUGCUCAGAAGUGAGAAUAUUUCAGUAGACUUGCAUUUUAACCCAUCCAUGUUGCUGUCCACAACAUGUUUUAUGGUCACGAUCAAUGAUCAGUGCACCCACAAUUCCUCACUGACCUGAUAGUAGUUUUACAGUUUUGAUUGUGAGGCAGAUGCCUGGCAGUCAGUUACACAUUCCUUCUGCUUUUGCUUUUUUGUCUCAAUUAAAAGUUUCAGAUCAUUAUAAAAAUAUGUUGGACACAGAUAAUGAGUAAAUUCAAAAAUCUGUUUUAAAUGUUGAUUUCAGUCAUAAAGGAAAGAAAUUCCUUUAUGACUGAACCUGGACCCAUGUGGAGAAGUAAUGGGUCCUGUUCUAAAUCUAGUGACUUCUUAUUCCACCCUUCCAUCUUUUUUGUUUUCCCGAUGUCUUUCUGAGGUUGCCUUGCUUCAGUACUUUGGAUCAUUUUUCGGCUGCAGAACCGAAAUGUACUUGGGCUUAUUUUGCCUGUGGGAUUAGACCUUAAAAGUCUUGAUUCCAUCAAUUACGGAAAGUCAUCUUGGUAUUCAGGAAUCAGGCCAGCUCCAGAUUCUUUGGACUGCCACCACCAUGUUCAACUCUCAUUACGAUAUUCUUAAUCUGAAAUGCUGUUAGUUUUACACCAGAUAUAACUGGAUUCAUGCCUUCCAAAAAGUGUUCCACUUUUGUCUCAUCAGUUCAUAAAAUAUUUUCCACAAAGUCUUGGGCUUCAUCCAGAUGUUUUCUGGUAAGACAGACCUUCAUGUUCUUUUGGGUCAGCAGUUGUUCUGACCUUUGAACUCUCCGGUGGAGGCCAUUUUUGUUCAAUCUCUCCCUCCAUUACUGUUGAACCAUGAACUCUGACCUACACUGGUGUUUUUUGCUCAUCCUCUUGAUCCAAAAUUGAAUUUUGUGUGAUUAUCUGAAACAUUUAAGAAUGUCAGAAAAGCAAAAUGAAAUGUAUAACAGGCAAAUACAUUUUCAUUGCUCUGUUUGUCAUUAAGUCGCCCAAUGCUGACCACAGGAAGACAUGGUCAGUGUUGGUUGUUUCUUCCCUGCGGUCCAGCAGAAAAAUGGGUGGUGAGUUGGUGGCAGUUAUUUUAGGACCAGGACCAAAUUUGUCUUGAUGGAAUCGCAAAUAUUUUGGGGGGAAAGGUCCAUAUGAGGUAUGUUCUGUCUGGUGGCUUUCAUCCAUUGUUUAGGCUGACUGUUGAACACUCAAACUGCCACAACAUAUACCUUCUGUCACCAGUGUAGAUCUGGAACUCUAAUUUGGUCCAGGUUCUAGAUGCAAGCAAUUGUGAAGACAGCAGCAUUGGCUCAGUAGGUUUUCUUUACUAACCCAAACAUUAUACGUAACAUCUAACUCCUGGAAGCUGGAAUGACAGACUGCAGGUUCAAAAUGUCCCGAAGUGCAGCAGAAAAGAAAAAAUAAAUCAAUGACAUCUAAAAGUUGUCAGACAAAACCCGUUUUUGUAAAGGAUUUGAAAAUCGUUUCAGAUUAAGUAAUCCUGAGUUAGCUGGCAGAAUUUUCUGUAAUCUAGGGGGAUUUAAUAGCCAAUAAGGAUCACAACGUCCAACCUGGGAAGAGUCAAUAAGGUUUAGUGGUUUGAAGUGGUGACACAGAGCUGGUUGUCCCACAUACAUAUGCCAGUCAUUUAUACUGUAUAUAGGCUUGUACAGAUACAAACUCCAAUCAGGUGUCUAUCCCAUGUAUGCUUAAAAACCAAUUAACUUCACACACCUCUAAAAUAGCACAUUAUAUUAUCUACAUUAGGGUAAUGACUGCAUCCUAUUUUACUCACCAGUGACAUUCAUGACAUCACACCAUCAGGUUCUCUGGACCCAAUCGAGUGUCCAACACGCACUCACUUGUGGUAAACAUUUCAGUUUCCCACAACAAGAGCGCCUCCUGGAGGCAGAAUUCCAACGGAAACGUUGAGGCUUGCCAAGCAGCAGUGACUUUUAAUAUGUGGCUGCUGGGGGAUGUAGUGAUGUUGACCUGACCAACAUAAAUCCUUUAUUUGCACUUCCUACAGGUGAUGCCUGUAAGACGUGCAUCCUAAGUUUUGUACAACCUCUAUUUAUGAACAUGUUUUAGUUUUAUUUUUUUAUUUUUUACAUACAUUUGUUCACAAAGCUAAUGUUAGUUGGCACCAAAAAUAAAUAGCAAAUCUUGCCGUUUUGUUGAAUUGUAACAUAGGUGUGGCAUCAUUCCCAACUCGUGUCCUGGGAAAAAUUUCUGCAAGACACACGGCUCCAAUUCACCUCUAAUUAUCCUGAAAUAUUUAAUGUAAAUUAUCCAAAUACAAUCCAAACAUAGUGGCAGAUUAGAUUUAGUGACAGUCCCAUCUGAUCCCAAUUGUGACACCAAACUGUCUGAUUUGAAUUAUAAUGCCAUUUAGUCAUUGCUAUUGUCAUAUUAGUAAUAUUAUUCCUUGUGGAAUAAUAUUACUAAUACUGUAGUACUGAACAAGCAUGCAGAGUUGGCAGAAAUGAGCAACUCUCUUAACAGGAAGAAACCAGAACCAGACGCAGUGUGAUGAUCCCAGAAAACCUACAGGGGGUUAGAGAAGAAGGCGGUAAAUACGGAAAAACACAGCACACUUUCUGUCUGAUUAUGUAGAGAUGAUGUUAGCUGUAGUCUGUCAGCUAACAUCAGACAGUUUUGCUAUGCUUACCUUUUAUUUACAAACUUUAUACAUUAGUUUCAUACACAGCUACAGUUUAACCAGUAGAUGGCAGUCUUUUCCCAGCCAUACAGGUGCUGUUCUGAAUGAGCUACACAUAAGUCUUGUAAAUCCUAAUCAGCACAAUGACCUGAUGUGGAUAAGUUAGAAGAUGGAGCUGUUGGUAUCGGUGGACAGAUGGGUGCUGCUUGUAUUCUAAAUAUUUCAGUCUAUCUCUUAUUUUGCUUACAUUAAUAUGUACCUUUGUGGGGUUGGUUGCCACCUGCAGGCUGGAUGUUUGUAAAGCUGCUGCUGAAGGUUGUAGAACAGGGGUGUCCAAGGUCAGUCCUCGAGGGCCGGCAUUCUGCACGUCUUAG